CCCUGCGGCGCCCGCAGAGAAUCCACCCCUGCUUCCAACGAAAAAACGAUACGAUUGCUUCGCUCGGCAAAAAGGUCUCCUCCUCCUUCCUCCCCCCCUGUUCGGUUCCCCUUGGCGGCAGGCGGCGGCGGCAGCGCUCGCUCUCCCGCGUGAGGAGAGCCCGAGUCUUUCCAUAUUCCAAUCCACCCCAAGCGACAAAAAGGAGGCGCUCCUCCAUAGGUGGAGGUUGGCAGGUACUUUGGUGGCGCGCCUGUCUCACACGGAUUUGGUUGGAUUCGAAUCAAGCCGGGAGACACAGGUUUCGUGCCGCGCGCGCGGGAGGCGGAGAUGCACAAGAGCAAGGGGAAGCUCUCCGGCGUCCUGCACAAGGGCUUCAAGCCCGACAAGUGCAAGACGUCGCUGCGGAUGGCGGUGGCGCGGAUCAAGCUGCUGCGGAAUCGCAAGGAGGUGCAGGUACGCCAGAUGCGCCGCGAGGUCGCGCAGCUGCUCGAGGCCAACCAGGACAUGACCGCGCGCAUCAGGGUUGAACAUGUCAUAAGGGAGGAGAAGUUCAUGCAAGCAUAUGACUUGAUUGAAGUAUACUGUGAACUUAUAGUAGCACGUCUGUCCAUUAUUGACUCACAGAAGACUUGCCCAAUUGAUCUGAAGGAGGCAGUAGCCAGUGUUGUAUUUGCAUCAAUGCGGUGUUCGGAUGUCACAGAACUAGCAGAUGUUCGGAAGCAUUUCAAAAGCAAGUAUGGAAAAGAGUUUGAAGCAGCAGCUCUUGAAGUGCGACCUGACAGUGGCGUAAAUCGUCUGGUAAUUGAGAAGCUGUCAGCAGGAGCACCUGAUAUACAGACCAAAAUCAAAACCUUGAGCUCGAUAGCAGAGGAGCACAACAUUAAAUGGGAGCCAAAAGCAUUUGAGGAGAAACUGCAACAGCCAAAUGAAAAUCCUCUGUAUGGUUCUGCAACAUAUUCUGGAGGAAACAUUUCAACUAUGGGAUCAUCUACUUCUAGCAUGUCAACACCACAGCCUACAUAUUCAGGUGUAAGUGCAGCAGCUGUGGACUCAGCCACUUCCCAUGUGUCAAUGGGACCUUCGCCUGUACAUGUGCCAGCAAAUAGAACAACAUAUGGCAAUGCCAGUUCUAAUACUUUUUCGAAAGAAAACAUCCAUAAUAGCUCCAGUGCUUCAGUACCUCCUAUCUCCCAACAUGGGCCAUCUGCUUACUCUUCAGCACAGACUCCUGGAUCUAACAAUAUCUCACAUGGAAAUCCAGGAGGUCCACCUUACCCUCAAUACAGCGCAACAGCCCCAGACACAGCAUCCAGGAAUGGAGAGAUCCGUCAGCAUAGGGAAAGAAAACCUUCGGUGACUGGUGCCAAUUGGAAUGUGGAAUUCAAGGAUGCAACAUCUGCUGCACAGGCAGCAGCAGAGUCCGCAGAGAUGGCUAGCAUUGCUGCUAGAGCUGCUGCUGAACUUGCUAGUCGUGGAAACUAUUCUGGAGAUAAAGGCACUGGAGCAUAUGAUUCAGCCGCAUACAGUAGCGAAAACACACCAAGGAAGCAACAAGCUGAACACAUAGUGAAGGAUGAGAAGAGUUUCCAUAACCAGAGUUCAGGUGUUAAUGAUCCAAGGGUGAUGCCAAGUAACUCAAGAAAAAGUUUUGGAGGAACAGAAACUACCCGUGUUGAUAGUCAGAAUAUAUCAACAGAUAAGGCCCCAUAUCAACAGUUCGGCUCCUACAGUCCAGAAAACCAUCCAUAUGUUUAUGAAAUGCCAACUGAACCACCUCAUGCCCAUUCUCCUGACCCACGUUUUGAUGAUUUAUAUGAGAGAGAAAGUGACAUUGGAAGAUCUGAAGUUCAUCCAUUUGAUUUUCCUGAAGAAAACUUGCAAGAUACUGGGCCUGUUGGGCGCAAUUUCAAGGAUGUGGAGAUCAGGAGACCUAGCUCUGAUCACGAGAGCACAGAUGACUACUAUGGUAACUUUAAUUCUUCACAUGAUACAUUUGCCCAUGGCAGCAGCAGCACUGCUUGGGACAAGCAGAAUGACAAAGCUCAAGGCAAUUCUUCACCCGUUGUUUUUGAUCAAUAUGAUUCUGAUGUUGAAGAAGAGAAUUUAUUGGACACAUUCUCCUCAAAGCACACUGAACAACUACCUGAUCCCAGAGAUCAUAUGGGAUUCUCAACUGCAGAUUGGAGUGAACAGCAUAGAAGUGAAUCUCCAUCCAACCAGAAAACGUCGGCCCUAUUUUCCAGAAGAGAAACACAACUAUCUGAUAAUCUAGGAACAAACAGAAGUGAUAUUCCUUCACCUCAUUCUUAUGAUAACUUGCAUCCCGCUUUUGAUUCAGAUGGUGGUAACUCUGAUGAGGAAAUAGCCACAACCAUGCAUGCAGUGUCUUUAAGGUCCCAUUCAGGAAGGUCCCAUCCAGGAGGCUCUGUUUCAUCUGGCCUGAACAAAGGUGGUGGACCUGAUGGUUCACUAUAUGAUUAUUCAGGAGCACAGGCAGUGAGGAACUUGAACCGUGUGCAAAGCAGAGAUUCCGAUCUUUCGGAAGAAGAGACAGAUUUAGAUAAAUUUAAAGGUUCAUCCUCAGCUGGAGCAAAUGAGCAGCAGUCGUUGCCUUUUGCCAUUAGUACUUCAGCAGCUUCUGAUGAUAAGGAAGGUGACAUCGGCCUUAACUUUGGUAGGUUAACGCCUGGACUAAGAAACAAAACCAGGCAACCCCCACCAUACACCAAAGUUUCCAGGGAGAGCAUUCUGCCUAAGCAGUCCUUGCCUACGGUUUCUUCCAGCACUGAAGAGUCAGUUGAUUCUGAAGAGAAUACUUCAUUCAAACAGAAUAUAAGUAGCCCCAAAAGCUCGUUUUCAGCCAGGACUAAUUCAGGUAAAAACCACGACAGUGAACUUUAUGAAAGGAAUCAAAAUGCUGGAACACACUGGGAAGCAAGAUCAACCAUAGCAAGAAAUUCCUUUGGUUUAGCUGACACUGAGAAGUUAUCUGAGCUACCUAGUAAUAUAAGUCUUCCAACAACUAAGAGUUCUGAACGUGCGAAUUCGAGUCAAGUGCUUUAUCAUGAAAAGCCAGGUAUUGGAGCACGCCGAGGACUGAGAUCAACAAUGGCUAGAAAUUAUUUCGAUACAGAUGACAGUGAAGAAGAACUAGAGCAACAACAGACUCCUCAGUCGAAGCGGUCUGGAGUGCUGAUACAAUCACGCAGGACACGGGAGGUAACAUCAGACACAAAGAGAGAGAGUCGUAUCCAAAUUGGAGCUCAAUAUGAUGAUGAAACUGAGAGCAUGCCAAGUAAGACACAAGUCCAUCAAGGAUUCAAUAGCUCAAGUACUGAACAAAGGACUGAAAUGAGGGAUGCAAGCGUGUACCCCAGGGUUGCAGUACAGCGCUCUUCGCCUAAAGCUCAGCAGAUUGAAUCUCCGGUGGCUAGACGGAAGCCACAAGAAGCUGAAAUGAGAAGAAACUUUGUUGGAGGAAACGAGGGGGACGCAGAAACCUCAGCUGGAACUCCAAAAGAGAGCACCCCGAAAACACCCCCUGCACAUGUUCAUCCCAAGCUUCCAACAGACUAUGAUUCUUUUGCCGCACAUUUUAGGUCUCUUCGAACAAACCGGCCUUAGGUUUACACGACAUGUAUAGAGCUUGGAGUUUCAGUUGAAUUAAGUCAUACAUACGAUAGACAAUGAUACGUUUUAUAGUGGUUGAGUUGAGAUCUGUACAGUAUAGCAACACAGAAUGUUUUCUGGAUACCAUGGUGCUGUGCUAGUUUGAGCCUACAAUUCUUUUGUUCUCUUGUACCCUUAAUAUAUUCAAUAGAAUCAUAUUGUAAAGACUUAAAUUUCCUGCUAGUGAUUGUUAAUAAGCACGGCAUGUUGCCGUAUGUAUACAACUUCCGGGGUUCUUUCAUUUCAUUCCAUUGUAACUGGAUCUGGUACACUUAUGCUAUGCAUGAAUUUUGUAAGAGAUUGAUCCAUAAAUUCUGCAGCCUCGUCUGUAGUCUAUUCA
Molecule: messenger RNA, 4009 nt
Organism: Sorghum bicolor (sorghum)
Lineage: Eukaryota; Viridiplantae; Streptophyta; Magnoliopsida; Poales; Poaceae
Exons: 7
Coding region: 328-3624 (1098 amino acids)
Biological process (GO): protein transport
Source: RefSeq, a predicted model, not a curated record